Messenger RNA from Durusdinium trenchii, 2748 nucleotides. Lineage: Eukaryota; Dinophyceae; Suessiales; Symbiodiniaceae. The record is from the annotation of a GenBank genome assembly.
AUGGCUCCAACGGAGAGGAGCGAUGAGGCUCUUGAGCAGUGGCUCCCCGUCAUUGAGGGGCUCCAUCUCGGGCAGCUGGUUCAGGUGGAGACCGAGAGCUCCGCUGCGGAGCGCGGUCAGCUGAUCAACUGGCUUCCUGACCAAGGAGUUUUUGAAGUCGCCUUGCUGAGCUCUGGGCGCGUGGUCACGGUGGAUCCCAAGGACUGCCAUACGGUGCUCGAUUGCCAGGGUCCAGCCACCGGCGGCGGUCCGGAGAGCUUCGACCUGGUCAUUGGGCCCCGGACCAAGCGCGACGUGCUGGGCGAGGCGCUGUCCAAUCGCCUUCUAGAACGAGGUUUUUGUGUGCUACGUCUCGUCCAGAGAGAAGAUGAUCGAAGUCAAGUGCACAAGAUGAUGCAGCAGUUCGACUCUGAUGGUAGGCUGUGCCGGCUUGCCACAGAAGUGGAGGAAGGAUACCUGGGGAAGGGUGGGCGCGGCAAAGUGAUGUGGCUGGAUCCCGAAGAUCCCUCGGUGCCCCACAAUUCCGCCCUCCGAAGAAACGAUGCCAACAUCACCAGCCUGGCGGAGAUCCUACAACCCUUUGCGGAGGAUGUGUUGGGCGCUCCAAUCGCAGAGAGGACGCCAGCCUUGGCGUGCAUGUCGAUGACGGAUGCCGAAGAGGCUGUCUAUGAGCAUCCGACGGCCUCGGAUACCAUCAUCGAGGAGUUCUACGGCAACUGGGCCCGCAGCGUGCUGAGAGUGGUACACUUCAUGGGCCCGGGCGAGUGCAAGGUGGAACUGACGGCAAAAGAGGAUGCUCCACUCAGCAAGGUGGAAGAGAGUUACGAGAUCACUGCUGGUCCAAACACGAUCCUCCUGGUCCGACAAGACACCUUCGAUUUUUGGUGCGAUGAACCGGAGGAUGAGAGCGAUGCGUUCUGGCUUCAGGCCUUCCUGCUGCGCGCGGGGCCCUCGUGGACGCUGGGCGACUUGAUCGAUGGCGACCUGAGCCUCCUCGUCAGCCGAGGUGAUGGACCACCGCCUCCAUCGGGCUCUGAGGUGGUGGCGGUGGUGGCCUUGUCCUUGCAAGCGUGCGGGAAGAUGACUGACCACCACAAAGAGUGGGCGGCCUACACCGCCGGCUGCGACGCGCAGCUGGAGAUGCCCAUCACCCGCUUUGAAUACCUACCCUACUACAGCGACGAAGUCGACAUGCCCAUGGGUACCACCUUCGUGAAGCACUUUUCGGUGCAAGACGGUGUGGAACUCUUUGACAACAAAGCCUUCGAAAUCUCCAACAUGGAGGCGGAGUGCAUGGACCCCAUGUUCCGGCAGGUCAUGGAGGUGGGAUACCUGUCCACGCUUCAGAUUGGCCUCACCAAGAAGUUGGCCAACAGCAAGUCGACCCAUGCGUCCGUCUCGGUGGGUUUGGACAAGCAGGAGUGGACGCAGAUGCCAGUGGCCACCAGCGUGGCCACCAACAAUCAGCUGGCGAUCGUGGCAAAUCGCUUCAACUACGUCUUCAACCUGAAAGGUGGAAGCUAUGCCUGCGACACCGCGUGCUCCUCCUCCCUGGUGGCCACGCACCUGGGAAAGGUCAAUCUCUUGGAGCAGAGGUGGGAUCCUUUGGAGUGGCAUUUGGGCAUGGGCACUGGCCUCACCUUAACGGUGGGCUCCUUCAUCCAUGGCUGCGCUGCGCACAUGCUCUCGCCCGGCGGCCGAUGCUUUACCUUCAACGCCACAGCCAACGGCUACAACCGUGGCGAUGGCACGGCGGGUUUCAUCAUCAAGAAUGGCACCUUCGAGAACGAGCGGUUGGCCUACUUCCGUGGGUCUCAGAUCGGCCAGGACGGCCGCAGCGCCAGCAUGUCCGCGCCCAACGGGCCGGCGCAGGAGAAGUGCGUUCGGUGUAUCCAACGGGCUGGCCCGAUGGCGCUGGGUCAAAGCUGCGGGCCCUGCGUCCCCCCCGAGUCCACGGUGUGGGAGUGCCACGGCACCGGGCACGGACACCCGGGGCGCACCGCGCGACCGCUGGAUAGAGACUGGACCUCCUUGGGCGAUCCCAUCGAAGUGGGAGCCAUCCGAAAGGUCCAGAUUAAGGAGCCUCGAGCUGAGCCCUUGUUGAUAGCCAGUAGCAAGUCCAACUUGGGACACUUGGAGGGCAGUGCUGCUGCCAUCGCCAUGAACAAGUGCAUCCUCAUCGUGAUGCAUGCGAUGGCAUUGCCCACGCAGCACGUGAAAACGCUGAAUCCGCACUUGGACCAUGCGGCCUUCGAUGCGAUCUACACCACGGAGCACACCGUCUACAAAUAUGCCCAAGGCCAUUGCCAGGCAUCCGCCGAACGGUGCCACGCGAGCCGAGUCUGCCGGCUCAGCCGGCCGGUGGCCGCAACCGCCGCGUUGCCGCAGGUGUCGUCCUUCGGUGUGGGCGGCACCAACGGCCACGCCAUCUUCUGGGGCGAGAAGGCCCAACCAGAUGUCGACUUCCGCCGAGUCUUCCUCAAGAAGAUCAUGCGCGCGACGCCACCCAUCGUCACCGAGGGCACCACCGACCCGGCGCUCUGGGAUUACCGGGGGCUGGAUUACAAGGCCAACAUGGGAGACAGCUACAAAGUCUGCUUGGAGAAGGAUCCUUUGACGGGCGAAGAGACUGUGACCUUCGAGAAGGAGCAAGUGAAAGAGGACCCCGCCGAGUUCUAUGGCACCACCGGGAACCACAACGACUGGGACGUGGAUCGCAUGCAGGAGGGCAACGUGCGGAGCGCCUAG